GGCAAACAAGCGUCAUAGUAAUCAGAGCGGCCUUCGUGUUUUGUUGUGCUGGUGUCCGUGGUGACGAGUUAUGCCGUUUAUGAGCCACCUCAAUCGACCCCGCUGUGUCCACGCUCAGCCAGCCGCCCCGGCGUGCGUGGGGGUUAGAAGGGACGGCCGCCACUUUUAACAGCGCUGGCAGCAAACGCGUGCGGGAACGAGGAACAUCCUUAUUGCGCUAUUGCACAACUUUGCGACGGAACAUUGUGCCAGACAUGGAGGAAAUGGUCGCUGAACUUCAGCAACAGAUCUCCCUGCUGUCGCUCAUGGUGCAAGAGGAACGACGCAAGCAUCAUAAGGAACAAGACGAUCUAAAGCAAGAGAUGGAAUUAAGGCUAAUACAGUUGAAGACACAACAUGAGCAUGAGCUUGGGGACAUCCAAAAGCAGCAUGGUCUUGCAGUCGCGGCUUUGGAGGCACAACAACUGCACAAUGUGAAGGAGCAGAAAUCGCGUGACAAGGAUUGCUACAAUAAGCUUAAAGAAAAGCAUGAGUUCCUGGAAAGCUCAUUUGAGGCCUACAAGGACAGCGUGAGAGCAGAGAUGAGUGAGUGCUGGGCACAGAGGGAAGCUGAGCUCUUCCGCAAGUGGGAAGCAGGGCUGUCUGAUUCUGAUGCUGGACCCUGUGGAAUAAAAUUAUAAUAAUAAAAAGGUAUGAGAAGUAACACGUUCUUCAUACUGAAAAAUAUCAACCUGUGGCUACACAAGGGAGCAAGGAAACGACAAAAAAAUGUGUUUUGACUGAAUUUUGCCAACAUCCCGACAUCAUCUUCAUACAAAAAAAUCCACACCUUGUGCGAGUUUUUGAAAGUGAAUAAAAAUGCUUCAAUCAAAACCACCUUUAUACAGAACUGAGUGAAACAUCCAUCAAGUGUGCAAAGUUGGUGAUAAUCUUCUUCCUGUAUUAAAUACCUACACAGUU
Messenger RNA from Petromyzon marinus (sea lamprey), 960 nucleotides. It is a transcript of the gene FLACC1, whose product is annotated as flagellum associated containing coiled-coil domains 1. NCBI's taxonomy places the organism in Eukaryota, Metazoa, Chordata, Hyperoartia, Petromyzontiformes, Petromyzontidae. Gene Ontology annotation, cellular component: cytoplasm. The record is from RefSeq and is a predicted model, not a curated record.